Gorilla gorilla gorilla (western lowland gorilla) is the source of this 2691-nucleotide messenger RNA. It is a transcript of the gene IVL, whose product is annotated as involucrin. Gene Ontology annotation, biological process: keratinization. The record is from RefSeq and is a predicted model, not a curated record. The transcript is spliced from 2 exons. NCBI's taxonomy places the organism in Eukaryota, Metazoa, Chordata, Mammalia, Primates, Hominidae. Gene Ontology annotation, cellular component: cytoplasm. Bases 436 to 2346 code for a protein of 636 amino acids.
CAGAGUACUGAGAGAAAAGUGCCUUGGCACAGAAGUGCAGAACAGAGAGUAAUCAUCCUAUGUCCCAUCUUUUCUUGUGACCAUAUUUUUGGAUUUGUGUGUGAGAGAGAAUUAUGGAAGGGAGGAGGGGAAUAGCAUUCAAUUUCUUUCCUAAACCUCUUGGGUUUUGACAGACCAUCAUUUUGCCUUCUUUAUGGAGGGAGAGGUUCAGGGAAGAGCUUCUACCUUUUGGCUAUGCUGCACAGACGGAUGGCAGAAUGGGGAAACCUUUCUAUUUGGAGAAACCUAGGCAGAGCUGGGACAGGAAAACUCAACUUAGAAGUAUAAGACUUGGAAGAACAAGCUCCAACUCUCAGCAACCUUCCAGCUCCUGCAGCCCCACCCCAGACACAAGGACUGCAGCUAAACCUCAGAAGGUUGACAGCAGCUUCUAAGAUGUCCCUGCAACAUACACUGCCAGUGACCCUCUCCCCUGCCCUCAGUCAGGAGCUCCUCAAGACUGUUCCUCCUCCAGUCAAUACCCAGCAGGAGCAAAUGAAACCGCCAACUCCACUGCCUCCCCCAUGCCAGAAGGUGCCUGUCAAGCUCCCAGUGGAGGUCCCAUCAAAGCAAGAGGAAAAGCACAUGACUGCUGUAAAGGGACUGCCUGAGCAAGAAUGUGAGCAACAGCAGCAGGAGCCACAGGAGCAGGAGCCGCAGCAACAGCACUGGGAACAGCACGAGGAACAUCAGAAAGCAGAAAACCCAGAGCAGCAGCUUAAGCAGGAGAAAGCACAAAGGGAUCAGCAGCUAAACAAACAGCUGGAAGAAGAGAAGAAGCUCUUAGACCAGCAACUGGAUCAAGAGCUAGUCAAGAGAGAUGAGCAACUGGGAAUGAAGAAAGAGCAACUGUUGGAGCUCCCAGAGCAGCGGGAGGGAGAGCUGAAGCACCUGGAGCAGCAGAAGGGGCAGCUGGAGCUCCCAGAGCAGCAGGAGGGGCAGCUGGAGCUCCCAGAGCAGCAGGAGGGACAGCUGAAGCACCUGGAGCAGCAGAAGGGGCAGCUGGAGCUCCCAGAGCAGCAGGAGGGGCAGCUGGAGCUCCCAGAGCAGCAGGAGGGGCAGCUGGAGCUCCCAGAGCAGCAGGAGGGACAGCUGAAGCACCUAGAGCAGCAGGAGGGGCAGCUGGAGCUCCCAGAGCAGCAGGAGGGACAGCUGAAGCACCUGGAGCAGCAGAAGGGGCAGCUGGAGCUCCCAGAGCAGCAGGAGGGGCAGCUGGAGCUCCCAGAGCAGCAGGAGGGGCAGCUGGAGCUCCCAGAGCAGCAGGAGGGACAGCUGAAGCACCUGGAGCAGCAGGAGGGGCAGCUGAAGCAUCUGGAGAACCAGGAGGGGCAGCUGGAGGUCCCAGAGGAGCAGGUGGGGCAGCUGAAUUACCUGGAACAGCAGGAGGGGCAGCUGAAGCACCUGGAUCAGCAGGAGAAGCAGCCGGAGCUCCCAGAGCAGCAGGUGGGGCAGCUGAAGCACCUGGAGAAGCAGGAGGGGCAGCCUAAGCAUCUGGAGCAGCAGGAGGGGCAACUGGAGCACCUGGAGGAGCAGGAGGGGCAGCUGAAGCACCUGGAGCAGCAGGAGGGGCAGCUGGAGCACCUGGAGCACCAGGAAGGGCAGCUGGGGCUCCCAGAGCAGCAGGUGCGGCAGCUGAAGCAGCUAGAGAAGGAGGAGGGGCAGCCAAAGCACCUGGAGGAGGAGGAGGAGGGGCAGUUGAAGCACCUGGUGCAGCAGGAGGGGCAGCUGGAGCACCUGGUGCAGCAGGAGGGGCAGCUGGAGCAUCUGGUGCAGCAGGAGGGGCAGCUGGAGCAGCAGGAGGGGCAGGUGGAGCACCUGGAGCAGCAGGUGGGGCAGCUGAAGCACCUAGAGGAGCAGGAGGGGCAACUGAAGCAUCUGGAGCAGCAGCAGGGGCAGUUGGGGGUCCCAGAGCAGCAGGUGGGGCAGCCAAACAACCUGGAGCAGGAGGAGAAGCAGCUGGAGCUCCCAGAGCAGCAAGAGGGCCAGCUGAAGCACCUGGAGAAGCAGGAGGCACAGCUGGAGCUCCCAGAGCAGCAGGUAGGACAGCCAAAGCACCUGGAGCAGCAGGAAAAGCAGCUAGAGCACCCAGAGCAGCAGGACGGACAACUAAAACAUCUGGAGCAGCAGGAGGGGCAGCUGAAGGACCUGGAGCAGCAGAAGGGGCAGCUGGAGCAGCCUGUGUUUGCCCCAGCUCCAGGCCAGGUCCAAGACAUUCAACCAGCCCUGCCCACAAAGGGAGAAUUAUUGCUUCCCGUAGAGCACCAGCAGCAGAAGCAGGAGGUGCAGUGGCCACCCAAACAUAAAUAACCACCCGCAGUGUCCAGAGGCCCUCAGAUCAUCUCAUACAAGGAAGAGAGAGCCACUGGCUCCACUUAUUUCGGAUCCGCUAGGUGGCCCGUCUCAUCUGUGAACUUGACUCUGUCCCUCUACAUGUCUCUUUAAUGGGGUGGGGGUGGGGGAGAGAGGGAAUUAUUGUCCAGUGCCACCCCCAAUGACCCCAAUCCCAACCUCAGGGGAGCAGAGCCUCUACUUGAGGGACUAUUGUUACUAUAGGAAUCCUUACUUCCCCAGUAUUGAAGCUGAAUCAGUGAGUGUGUACAAUGAUACAUAAUAAAUCCUGGAAGUCUUGGGAUCCUAUAUUCUCUUUAGCAU